AUGUAUCAAAAGAAUGAUACUAAUAUGGUUUAUGAUUUAUAUCAACCAGGAUGUUUGGUUUGGGUUCCAUGCCAAAGAGAAGUUUGGAAACCAGGUAUUGUUUCCAAAGUUAACAAAUCACAAGUAUAUGUAAAUGUAUCUAAUACAUUAGAUGAUGAAACUCUUGAAAAUGUCUCAGAAGAGAUUAUUAUUGAUUGUUCUGGUGAUCAAAAUUCGAAUAAUUCAAAGAUCUAUAUUCGAGUAGCUGAUGAAUUAUCUGAUUAUGGUGUAGUUGCUCCUGAUGAUUUAUGUGAAUUAACACAUUUAAAUCAACCUGCAAUAUUACAUGCAUUAAAUACCAGAUUUGAUCUUGAUAAGAUUUAUACUUUUACAGGUCCUAUUUUAAUUGCUAUAAAUCCAUUUAGAAAACUGAAUAAAUUGUAUGAUUCUGAGACAUUAGAAAAUUUCAGAUCUGUUGAUUCAUUUCGUAUACCUCAUGUAUUUAGUAUAGCAAAUAAAGCAUACUUUGGUAUAUAUACUGAACAAAAAUCUCAAACAGUACUUAUUAGUGGAGAAUCAGGUGCUGGUAAAACUGAGACAACAAAAUUUGUAUUACAAUUUCUUGCAAUAGCUGGAGCAAGUGGAGGAUCUUUUGAAGAUCAAAUACUUCAAAGUAAUCCACUUUUAGAAGCUUUUGGUAAUUCACAAACUUUGAGAAAUAAUAAUUCAUCUAGAUUUGGUAAAUUUAUUGAGAUAUGUUUUGGUAAUAAUGAAAAUAACAAUAGACUACAGAUUUGCAGUGCAAGUAUCAACACAUAUCUUCUUGAAAAAGUACGUGUAUGUUUUCAACAAGAAGGAGAAAGAAAUUUUCAUAUUUUUUAUCAACUUUGUGCAGCAGCAUCAACAUUAAAGGAUUCAAAAAAACAUACUUAUAUAUUUCCAUCAUCAAGAACUAAUUCUAUAUCAUUUUUAAAUACUAAUUCAUAUUCAUCAGAUAGGAAUGAUGGAUUCCCAAAAGAGAAUAUUAAAAUUCCUAAUAUGGAGAUUGAUUUAUCAUAUAUUCGUGAACCUGAAUAUUAUAGAUAUUUAAGAAUGUCUAAAUUUAUUGAUUGUGAUAUUGAACAGUUUGAGAGAACUUUAUAUGCAACUUCAGCAAUGGGAAUAACUACUUCUGAUUUUCAUAAUAUUUUAAAAGUUCUUAAGGCUAUUUUAUAUCUUGGAAAUAUUGAGUUUAAUGAAGAUGGUGAAGGUUCUAUCAUUACUGAAGAAUGUUUAUAUGAUAUGAAGAUAGCAUCAUUUCUUUUAUCCGUGCCAGAAGAUCAACUUAAAUUAGUUUUAUGUUUCAAGAAGUUACAACUUAAGGAGGGUGAGGUUAUGAAACCACUCAAUAUAUCUGAAGCUGAAAUGACCAGAGAUUCAUUGGCUAAGACAUUUUAUGGUUUAGUUUUUGAAUAUAUUGUACUCUUAGUAAAUUCUAAAAUAAAAAGUUUUAAUAUAUCACAAGAUAAUCUACCUUACUGUGGUGUUUUAGAUAUUUUUGGUUUUGAAUGUUUUUUAUAUAAUAGUUUUGAACAAUUAUGCAUAAACUUUGCAAAUGAAAGAUUACAACAAAUUUUCAAUAAUUUUGUUUUCAAAGUAGAACAAGAUUUAUAUAUCCAAGAACAAAUACUUUGGAAUCCUAUAGAUUUUCCAGAUAACAAUGAAUCUGUUGAAUUACUACAACAAAUAAGUCCUACAUUAGGAAUAUUUCCUGCCCUUGAUGAAGAGUGUAGAAUACCUCGUGGAUCUGAUAUUAGUUUUUUAAAUAAAUUAGUUAGAGAAUAUGGACCAGAUCAGAAACCUGGUCAUCCGAAAUUUGAUAUUGUCCGUAAAAAUCCUAAUUAUUUCACAAUAAUUCAUUAUGCAGGUGCUGUUAGCUAUUGUGUUGAUGGAUUUCUUGAAAAAAAUAAAGAUCAAUUAUCUGCUUUUGCAUUAGAUACUAUUUUGUCAUCAUCAGAUCAAUGGAUAGUAGAUCUUGCUGCAUACAAUUUUUGUGGUAAGUAUUUAAGAAAUAAUCAAGAUUCGAAUGAAGGAAUUUUAGGAAGCCCCUCUGCAACUAAAAAGAAGCAGACUGUCGGUGCAUCAUUUCGAAGACAAUUAAAUACUUUGGUUUCAACUAUUAAGUUAACUACACCACAUUUUAUACGUUGUGUAAAACCAAAUAAUCUGAAUGUCCCUGAUCAAUUUGAUAGAAAAUCUGUUUCUGAACAGCUUAACUAUAGUGGUGUUCUUCAAGCAAUCCAAGUAAGUAGGGCAGGAUAUCCUGUUAGAUUUAAUCACCAAGAGUUUUUGUUAGAUUACAUUAUCCUAUGCUCUCCAGUAAAAGGAUCAAAUAUUGAAUUAGAUAAAACAAGAUUUAUUUAUUGGAGGAAUUUAACAUUUACUGGAAGUGAUGAUGAAAGACGAAUUAUUACAAAAGAGUUUUUAACAUAUUUAGAGGAAAAUAAGGUAAUAAAGAAAAAUAAUGAACAAUUUCUUUGGUCAAUUGGUCUAACCCGUGUAUUUUUAAAAGUAGAUAUGUUCAGAAUAUUGGAGUCAUUGAGGAUGAAGAUUCGUGAUAUUGCUGCUACGAGAAUACAAAGUAUAUGGCGAAUGAAUAUUGCAAAAAAAAUAUUUAAAGUAAAAAAGAAGCUAAUAGUUGAUAUACAACGAAUAUAUAGAGGAUUUUUAUGUAGAAAAGAGUACAAAAGACUUCUCAAACAUAAUUCAGCUAUUUUUAUUUUAAAUUACUAUCGUUCAUAUCAGGCAAGACAAAAGUUUUUGAAAAUGAAGAAGAGUUGCAUAAUAAUUCAAGGUUUUUGGCGAAACCUUCUUAACAAAAGAAUCCAAGAAGAGAUAAGAAUAAAUAAUUCUGCUAGUAUUAUUCAAGCUACUUUUAAGAUGUAUAAAGAAUAUAAAUAUUUUAAAAGCUUAAGUAUUGGAGUAAAAAAGAUACAGACCUUGUGGAGAGGUAGAUUAGCUCGCAGACAGUUACGUAAACUUAGAGAAGAAAGGAACCAAAUUGGUCAGAUUUUUGCAAAAUAUCAAGAAUCUAAUGCAGAACUUCAAAAGUUAAGAGGAUCUUUAUCAAGAUUAGAGGAUCAACUCAGUAUCUUAACUGCUGAAAGAAAUAAGCUAAGAGAUGAGGUUUUGUUGUUACAGAAAGAAUUGAAUAUCUGGAAAGAUACUGCAGAAUCUAAAAAUCAAAAAUAUAUUGAGAUGCAACAAAGUGUAGAAGUCUUAAAAUCACAAGUAAAAAACUAUGGAGAUAUAGAACAGAAAUAUGAAAAUGCUAAUAAAUCUAAUAGUGAUGAGAAGUGGAAGGAUCUAUAUUUAAGGCUACUGAAAUUAUCAUCUUAUCCUUACACAAAAAUGGGAUUGUUAGAAUCAUUAGUAUCAUGUCUAUUUCCUACAGAUACAGAAUCUAUUGUUUCUAGUCAUCAAGAUCGUCAGAUAGGUUUGCUUUUCUGUGGAUCAGCUUCAAGUGGAAACAAAUUACUUAUGAACAAAUUUUUGGAUUUUGUUGGUAUAGGAUCAAUGGAAGAUAAUCAACUCCAGGUAUAUACAUUGGAGCUUGCAAAUAUACCUGGUGGUCAUAUAUUAGGAUUAAGUGAAAAUUUAAGAGAUAAUAAUAUUAGAGAAUCAAGUAUUGGUGAGAGGUGGCCUUUGAAUAUAAUGAAUAUUACUGGCUUAGAAUCUGAAGAGAUGAUUCUUCAAGCAAUAUCUUUUUUCUCAAGAGCACGUGUUGCAGUCUUCGUAUAUGAUAUUGCUAAUUAUCAAUCAUUUGCUAAACUUUUUGAGGUAAAUGAUGUUACUAUUGGAGGGCCUAUUAAUAAAGCUAUUGAGAGUGGUUGUUUAGUUAUAUUAUUUGGGAAUCUUUAUUCUGUAGUUCAUAACAAAUCCCCCAUACAAGUAAAAGUUGAAGAAGUAAGGCGUAUUGGAAGUGAGUUAGAUAUUGUAACUCUUGAAUCUGAUUCAAUUAUUCCACUGAUAUAUUCAAUUGUUGGAAUUUUAACAGCAAGAUGUUAUUCACAAGUUCAACAAGAUCAUUCUGAUAAAUCCUUAUCUAAACAAUUGCAAAAUUCAUUCUUCUCUAGAUUUAAUGAUGGUAUACAACGAGCAUUUGGGAUACGUAGUGCAAAAUAUGCUAUGAAUAAAUUAGUUUCUGACAAGGCAGAAUUCUUGAUACCUACAGUUGAUUCAUUAGAACUUCCUGAUGAAUUAACAAAAGAUUAUUUGGACGGAAUUUGUCCAGUUGUUAAUAUUAAAGAUGAACAAAAUAGUUCUGUAACUCACAUCGUAUUUUGUCGUGAUAUUCAAUCUGAGCCAUAUACUCUUCUUUUAGUUGCCAGGAAAAAUGGUAUUAUUCAGGCUUAUUAUUGUUAUAAAACACGUUUUGAGUAUGAAAAUGAAGAAAAUUCAGCUAUAGAGUGGUCAGGAAGAGUAGAAGAGGCAUAUUCAAGAAAAGCUCAUAAUAGAGCAAUUACUUCUUUAGCUCUAUCACCUGAUGAAUCAGAAUUUUUAUCAACAUCGAUUGAUAUGACUGUUAGAAGAUUCCUCACCGCAAAUGGUCAAGCAAUAAGUUUAUUUUCUGACAACUCUCCUGUUCUAGUUGGAUCCUAUUUACCUUUCCUCCCAUCACUAUUUAUUGUAUCAUCAUCAAAACCACUUUUAAGAAUUGUAAAUGUUGAUAUUGGUGUUGCACAGAAAAUAAAAACAGAUUCAACUAUUCGUGCUCUCUGUUUCGAUAGUACUGGAAUGUAUUGUUUUGCUGCUUGUAAAGAGGGUAGAAUAUAUGUAUUAGUUAAUAUUGCAGUAAAAUCAGCAACAAAUAUGAGAACAUCUGUAGAGACAGAUUUUCGUUUUACAGAUAAACGUGGUAUGCAAGUAUGUAGCAGAGCUAUUACAAACAUGUCAUAUAUUAAUAGUUCAUCAAAUUAUUCACUAAUAAAAAAGACUAAGAAUUUAGCCCCUUCUCUACCUGUUCUGGUAGUAAAUGCAGCAGAUUCUACAAUAACAGUAAUAGAUAUAAGAUUGCAAGCUCCAACUGGACAAAUAGAUAUAUCAACUGUACCUCAUGUAGUACUCCAAGUAAGGUUUAGAAUAGCAAAUCCACAUUCUUUGAUGCCUUUAAGAUCAUGUUUUUCUACGCAUGGAGGUAUAUGGAUAGCUUCAGCUGCUGAAGAUUGUACAGUAAGAAUAUUUUCACUAAAUUCUGAAUCUUUUGAUAAAGAACAAGUUAUACUAACAGGUCACAAUGUACCCGUAAUAAGUACAGCUAUAAAUGCAUCAAGUACAAUAUUAGCAAGUGGAGAUGCAGACGGAAUUAUAAUAAUAUGGCGUCGUUUUGCAAGUCAACAGAAUACAUAA
Molecule: messenger RNA, 5367 nt
Organism: Cryptosporidium muris RN66
Lineage: Eukaryota; Apicomplexa; Conoidasida; Eucoccidiorida; Cryptosporidiidae
Product: myosin head family protein
Exons: 1
Coding region: 1-5367 (1788 amino acids)
Biological process (GO): vesicle transport along actin filament; actin filament organization
Cellular component (GO): myosin complex; cytoplasm; vesicle
Molecular function (GO): actin filament binding; microfilament motor activity; ATP binding
Source: RefSeq, a predicted model, not a curated record